AUGAACGAUAGUGACAACGCUUCGGUGAAAGCGCCAGCUGGGGAGGCUCACUUCGACAGGGCUUUUCGGGGAGCACAGAUUUCCAUGAUCUGCUUCUACACCAUCUUGUGUAUGGUUGCCAUUGUUGGCAACUCCUGCGCCGUUUACGUCGCCUUGUCCAGGAGACGAAUGAGAAACGUAACCAACUAUUUCGUGGCUAGUUUGGCCGUCAGCGACAUCCUAAUGGCAGUUAUUUGUAUUCCCUUUAGCUUCGUUGCCAAUGUUUUAUUCAACUACUGGCCGUUCGGAGCCGCACUGUGCCCUAUCGUAACGUACCUACAAGUUGCAGUUGUGUUUCAGAAUGCAUACACGCUGUUAGCGAUGAGUCUAGAGCGAUACAUCGCCAUCAUGCAUCCUUUCCUGCGUCGACUGGGGAAAAGACAGUGUCUUCAGAUUGUUGCCUUAUGCUGGAUUUUGGCGUUUUUAACACCCAUUCCAACAGCCGUGACCUCGCAACUGCAUGCAAAUGUGAACAGACGGAACCAGACCUUUUACACGUGUUUUGAGAAGUGGGGAUCUGAGAGACAACGGGUAUCCUACUCACUGACCAUCAUGGUACUACAGUACUUCGUACCACUGGCAGUAUUAGUGUAUACUUAUGGGAAAAUAGUGCAUGUGAUAUGGCUGAAAGAUAUUCCUGCGCCAGGCGAACUAUUGGACCCGAAUGGCAAUGGUGAUCGAAUCAGAAAGAAAGAAGCCGAUCCAAGGAAAAAGGUGAUCAAGAUGAUGUUAACAGUGGUUGGUAUCUACGGCAUCUGCUGGCUCCCCAUCCACAUCAUCACCAUCGCCAGUGACAUCGACGCCUCCGUCUUCAGACCCGCCUACAUGCGGAUUGUGUGGAUUGUGUUCCACUCCCUUGCCAUGAGCAGCUGUGCCUGCAAUCCUUUUAUUUACUGGUUCAUGAACCCUAAGUUCAGGGAAGGUUAUAUCGCUAUGUUCCACGGCCUUCGCGCUACUUGCUGCGCCACAUGUCAGAAGGGCAGCAGCAGAAGUGAAGCUGUGACCUCCAAUGGAAGCAGACGAUAUGUGUUUAAGUUCGCCAACGAUGGCGGGAACACAAACGCUAGUCGCCGCCAUUCGGGCACUCGGAUGGUCGAGUCAACGGGAACUUUUUGUGACGUUAGCCGGAAGUGUGUUGAAACCCUGCUUGUUGAUCAUGGUGACAACGAUCGAAUAUUUGCUAAAGAAAUAGCAUUUGUUCCAGAACUGAGCAAAGUGUCAGAGGCAACCGAACAUAUUGUCAGUUGCUAUGUGGCUAGAAAUCCCCACUCACUCGUGAACAACCAUACAGAUUCACCCUCAUAA
Molecule: messenger RNA, 1344 nt
Organism: Candidula unifasciata
Lineage: Eukaryota; Metazoa; Mollusca; Gastropoda; Stylommatophora; Geomitridae
Source: the annotation of a GenBank genome assembly